AAUGAUAUUCCUACAUUGGAAGAGAAAAAGAAGUUGUUACUUUAUAAGAGAUACUAUGUGUCAAACGUUGAGGUGAAAGAAGCAGACCCUAAAUAUUUGGUUGGCGAUUACCCCUUUAGCUGGACACUUACAAAACGUCAUUUAAUCGAGGAAGUUAAAGAGCCUCUACCUCCUCAGUUUUCUUGUCACAUUGAAAUCCAAAAAUACAAAAACCUCUUCCGAUUUGCAGAGACAGAGAAUCUACAAAACCUCUCUCUCACUACUAGAUUACCAAGUGCUAUUCUCAUAAAUCCACCAAUGAGAGAAGCUGCAACACUUAAGCAAUGGUAUGUUGACCAAAAAGAUGUCCAUAACUCAUUUGUGACAAAAGAGGCAUUUAAAGAUCCUUUGGUUGUCCUACCACCUCCAAAUGAAAAAGAUAUUAUCUCAAUCCAAGAGGCAUUGGCCACUUUAAAAGUGAACAAAUAUGCAUGGGUUCGUGGUGUUGCAUCUCUUUCCAUAAAUAAAAAAUCACUUUGGUUCAAUUGCCAGAAAGAGAUAGGUGCACCAAUAAACUGGGAUAUAAAUUGUACAUUGUGCGGAGAGGAUAGCAAGGUUGUUGCCAGGUGUCGCUUUGUUAUCACUAUAAAAGAUGAAACAGUAGUAGUUGAAGCCAUGAUUACAGGUAUAGAAGCAGAGCAACUAUUGCCAUUUACAUGGGAAGAAAUGAGCAUAGCAGAGGCUGAGAACAAAAAAUUAUUCCUGAGAUUGUUGCCGUCUUUUACAAGAACCCAAUUACUUGUUUCGUCCGACAUUACGAGGCAACAUAUUCCAUCAUCACUGCUGACAGCACAAGAGGAAGAACAAGUCAGUCUUUCCCAGACCAUGCAAUCAGAAGAAAGUACCAGGGCAAAGAUUGUUAAUAAAGAUGCAACAAACCCAACUCAACAACACCAAUCCAGUCCAGCUAAGAAACUGAAAGACCAAGAC
Molecule: messenger RNA, 969 nt
Organism: Striga asiatica
Lineage: Eukaryota; Viridiplantae; Streptophyta; Magnoliopsida; Lamiales; Orobanchaceae
Source: the annotation of a GenBank genome assembly